AUGCUUCCCCGCGUCCUGUUAUGUGGCAACGUCGAGUUCGCUCUAGAUGAACUGAAACACCUACUUGGUGGUAUCGCCGACGUCGUUACCUUAUCCUCUUCCACUCGUACCGAGUUCUUUGCAAGCUUUGAGCCCGGAGGACCAUACGAGGGGACCGCCGCGAUCUUUAGGCGGAAUGUAUCUGCGCAGCGUAUCGGUGUUUUUGACCGCGCCCUGAUUAUGGGCUUACCGGCAAGCGUGAGGUGGAUUGCGCACAGCGGCGUUGGGUAUGAUCAAAUUGACUUGGAGGCUUGUCGGGAGCGAGGUGAGUAUCUUAGCAUCGGGGUCUCGAACACGCCCGGCGGCGAGUCGACCGCAACGGUUGCUUUGUACCUCAUCAUCUCGUGCCUUCGGCAUUACUCAGCCGCCCAACGUCAUCUUCUCUCCCCCGAGCUUGGGUGGCGCGAUCCGCAGUAUAACUACGCGGCGCGUGCCCACGGCCCUCAAGGGAGAACACUCGCUAUUCUUGGCCUGGGCACGAUUGGCCUGAGUCUCGCACAUUACGCGAGGCCGUUGGGUAUGCGCAUUGUGUAUCAUUCGCGAUCGAAGAAGGGUGCAGACGAGGUGCCUCCGUGGUGCGAAUACGUAGACUCAUUGGAAGGAUUGCUGAGGGAGGCAGACGUACUGAGCGUGCACGUGCCGCUGAACAACGUGACUCGAGGGAUGCUGGGCGAGCGGGAGGUGAGGAUGAUGAAGAGAGGUUCGGUGCUUGUGAAUACGGCGCGUGGAGCGGUCCUAGAUGAGGAAGCGGUGAUCAGGGCAUUGAAGGACGGGCAUCUCUCGGCCGUUGGGCUCGAUGUUUACCCAAAUGAGCCAAACAUCAACCCCCGGCUACUCGCUUUUCCGCAGGCGGUUCUGCUGCCCCACGUUGGCGGGGAGACCUACGAUACGUUGCGCGCGAGGGAAAUCAAGGCUAUCACGAAUCUGAAGGACUUUCUGAUCAAAGGACGAGGAGAGGACCUUGUCCCAGAGUUGCGGUCGUGA
Molecule: messenger RNA, 1023 nt
Organism: Coniophora puteana RWD-64-598 SS2
Lineage: Eukaryota; Fungi; Basidiomycota; Agaricomycetes; Boletales; Coniophoraceae
Exons: 5
Coding region: 1-1023 (340 amino acids)
Cellular component (GO): cytosol
Molecular function (GO): NAD binding; hydroxypyruvate reductase [NAD(P)H] activity; glyoxylate reductase (NADPH) activity
Source: RefSeq, a predicted model, not a curated record